Molecule: messenger RNA, 384 nt
Organism: Penicillium nucicola
Lineage: Eukaryota; Fungi; Ascomycota; Eurotiomycetes; Eurotiales; Aspergillaceae
Exons: 1
Coding region: 1-384 (127 amino acids)
Source: RefSeq, a predicted model, not a curated record
AUGACCAUGUCGCAUGGAUCUUUCUCUGGUCAGCAACAGCAGCCCAUAUCUCACAACGCUGGCCGUGCUCCUUUCCCUUACCCCCCUCAUUCCCACUCGCCGCUGCGCCGUGAGGUCCCGCCUGCUCAUUCACCUUACGGUGUCUCGAAUGGACCCUCUCCGGCUCCGUACAUGGGUCCUUACAUGCCGAGUCCUCCACCUCAACGGCCCAACUACACUUCUCCGCAGCCACACUACCCGGCUGGCUUCGGCAUGCCGACCAGCUCCCCUUCUGCUGCCCAAUCUAUGGACACUAAGCAAAUCGAGGAUGACAUUCGACGGGUUUUGAAGCUCGGUAAUACCUCGAGAAUGCCGCCCAGUGGAAUUCAGAGCUCCUUUGCUUAG